AGUCGCUGAAGCUGGACGACUUCAAGGAGCCGCUGGAUUGCAUUGCCUGCACGAUGGCAAAACAGCGGAGGAUGUCCUACAAGCGUCAUAACAAGCGUUCCAAGUUGGUCCAGGAUGAAGCCUCGAGGUACAAGUGGUGCUACGUGCUGGAACCCAAGAGUGAGGCGACCAAGAAUGUGACGAACCUGAUCUUGCGAUUGGAGAAAGAGCACGUGAUUAACAGGGUGACGUUCGACCAGGGAGCUUGGUGGAGAAGCAGAAUGGGAACUUGAUUAACAAGGUCCGAGCAAUUCGCGAGGGGACUGGUAUGCCGGAAUCGCUGUGGGGUGAAAUCCUCAUGUACGUUGUUGAAGUCGACAACCUGAGUUCGACCAAAGCUCUCCCUGACAUGACUCCGUACCAGAAGCUUCCUGGAAUGAAUCCAGACGUGGGAAAGCUGCACGUUUGCGGCUGGGUUGCUUUCGCCCACGUUCCGAAGAAGAAGCGUGCUAGCAAGCUGAGCCCGAAGGCAGUUCCGACUUUGUUUCUCGGGUUCUCACAGAGCUCGAUGGGGUAUCGGCUUCUUAACCUGCUUACAGGUGACCUGGUGGAGAGGCGUGACAUCUCAUUUCGUGACGAUAUUACGGUUGACAGUGAGUACGUAGAGAAUUUGUUGGCGCGCCGCUACAAUGGGAGUUAAGUCGUUCU
Molecule: messenger RNA, 687 nt
Organism: Phytophthora sojae
Lineage: Eukaryota; Oomycota; Peronosporomycetes; Peronosporales; Peronosporaceae
Exons: 3
Source: RefSeq, a predicted model, not a curated record